Molecule: messenger RNA, 3754 nt
Organism: Doryrhamphus excisus (bluestripe pipefish)
Lineage: Eukaryota; Metazoa; Chordata; Actinopteri; Syngnathiformes; Syngnathidae
Gene: ccdc171
Product: coiled-coil domain containing 171
Source: RefSeq, a predicted model, not a curated record
CCUCGUUUGAUGCGGAAAUGACGUAAGUACACUUAAAGAUGGCGUCUGAUUCAAACGGCGAGAGCUUCUUUUCAGCAGAAACCAUGCAGAACAACCCACCAGAGCAAAGGAGACUACCCAGCAGCUGUAGUGUGGUCGGAGCGGAGACCGGGACAACAUGUUGGCGGAGCAAGAACAAGGUGGAUACGCCCCUGCAGGAAGGAGGAGACUUGAGUGACUGCAGUGAUGCUGGAGAAAGAGGGGCUACCAAGGCAGGACAGAUGUCAUGUGACAGCCAGCUGACUGCGAGGAGGAGGAUCCAUCAGCUGGAGAAAGAAAAGCUGGAGAUGACGUCCACAUACAACCAGCAGCUGUGCUCACUGAAAGCGGAGCUAGCCCGGCUCAGGUCCUCUGUGGAGCAAGGGGAAGCCCAGAGGUCGGAGCUUCAAUACCAGCUGGCAGUGAGCAAGAGAGAUGCCCAGAGAGCACAUCACGACAUCACAACGCUCUCAGAUCAAGCUGCAGAACUCCAGCAGACUGUCCAGGAACUUCACAAGGCUCUGGACAUGAUUCAGCAGGCCAGAAAGGAGGACCAGGAUGCUUUGCAGCAGGAAGUGGACGAACGUGACGCACUGAUUGAAACUUUGACUUCAGAGAGUGAACGACUGCAUUGCCUCCUGCAGUGUCAAGAGGAGGCCCUGGAGUUUGCAGAGAGGAAGAUGGUGGUGCUGCAGAAAGCGCAAGAGAAGGAGGUGGAGGUGGCACUUGCAGUGGAGCGCCGCAACCAGCAGGAGGCGGAGUCCAAGCUAGAGCAGCUUCAAGCGGAGUUGAGCGAGCGCGCUGAGCAUGCGCUGCAGAAGUUGCAGACAGAGCACGAGCAGUGCAAGUCCGAGCUGACUGUCGCCUUGGAAACGGAGAGGAGGACGGCCUUUGAACUCACAGCAAUGCUGGAGGAGGAGAAGAGCAUGCACGUCAACACACACCUGCUCUUGGAACAGGCUGUGGAGAGAGAAGUGCAUUGUGGGAAUGUCCUGGAAGAAAUCAAAGAAGCUCUCCAAGAACACAUGCGUGCAGGCUACGUUUCCACAAAGGAUGAUGGGAAACGGAGUCCUUCUGACGAUGUAAUGCAUCUACUCAAGUCCAUGCUCCGCAGACUGGUGCAGGCUGACGGACAGGUUCAGGAUCUGCUGUUGGCGUCUGAAAGGCUGCACGAGGAGAAGCAGAUACUCCAAAAGCUGACUUCGGAUCAGAAGCGAUGCCUCCAAGAGUCUCGACAGCUGUCACUCAAGCUGCAGGAGGAAGUGACACGCCUGCAAGAGGAGAUCCGUGAUUGGUCCACACAGAAGGAAAAGUUGGAGAAGGACAAGCAGGAGAUGUCAAAGGCACACGUAUCCUUCCUCUACUCUGUUCAUCAGCGCCUGAUGGUGGGUUGCACGGUCCUCCAAGAACCCCACAGCAUGUCGGAUGAUUUCACCUGGGUGGAGCUGUGUGAUGUCAUCACUCAGCAGCUGGAGCAGCUGACCUCCGACCGACAGGAGGCCGAGAACAAGGUGGCCCAUCUGCAGAGCGUGUGCGAGGAGACGAGCGCGUGCAUGCAGGAACUGCAGCGCAGUCACAAGUGUGAGUUAGCGUGUAUGGAGGAGAGCGUGAGGAUGCGGGAGGAGGCCAGGAAUAGCCAACACGCCCAUGAGCUGCAGCUGAAUCGCUCCAAGUGCCGGUCUCUUCGGGAUCGAGUAGGCUCUUUGACCUCUGACCUGUCACGUCUCCACGACUACCUCUUGCGGAGCCGUAAGAGGUCCUCCUCCUUUCUGUCGGCGUGCGCACUCCUCGCUGGCAUGACGGUGCACACUGAGCUUCGCCUGCGUAGCCUCAGUGAGCAGAAACGUCUUCUGGCCACACGCUUGGCGGCAAGGGAGGAGCUGGAGAAGGAGCUCAGGAGGCUGGCCGGUGCUCUAGGAGAAGGAGAAGCAGAAGGGCGGAGGAGUCAAGUGAGGAGACGUUGGAGGAAGUACGCCUGCGUGCUGUUGGCGGUGAGGUGGUGGCGUGACAUCGCCAAGAGGAGCCUGGUGUUGUUUCGGCUGGAGCGAGGAGGCAGCGGGCCAGCGGUGUGUGUCGCUACGGCAAAUCUGACGGGACAAGAUGAUGCAGGCAAUAAAGCGGAUGUUGCCCGCGAUGAAGGUCGUGAUGCUGCGUGCGUUCGCUGGCUUCGCUCCAAAACUCUCUCCUCCAUCAUCUUGUCCUGCAUGGCGGACCUGCAGGGGGCACUGGCAAGCGCUCCUCCAGCUGCGAUGUCAGCAGCUCAAUCUGGGCUGUCCCGACUCCUGGAUCAACUUGUCAUGCAACCAAAUUCUGGCCCUGAGAUCCUGGACCAGAUGAAACUGAGCAGACAGAGUCCGCCCCCCAGUACCUUGAAGACCCUGGUGUCUGGCCUUCAACGGUAUUUCCUGCUCUUCAGCCAACGGCUCCACUCGGCCGAAGUGGAGAGGCGGACCCUGAGGCUUGAGGUGUCCACACUAAGGAGGGCAGAGCAACGAGGGGAGGUCACCUGCAGGACGGUCCCAGGGCAUCACUUUCACAGUGUGUGCACGGAGCUCCGCCAUGCGCUCGGCAGAGAACAGGAAGCUCACAAACUGGUUCAGGAGCAGUCGAUGCAGCUCGAUGCUCUGCGGCUGCAAGUCGACGCGCACGCUACCGAGCAAGCCGACAGCCACCGUGCGCUCAGCCACAUGGCAGAGUCGCUGGCGGCGGCUCGGCAGCGCCUGAGAGGAAAGGAGCGCUUGUCGAGGGUCCUGGCUAGACGUCUGUCGCGGGCUCAGGAGGAGAGGCGGAGCCUGCGAGGGUGUCCACGACAUGUUGAUCAGCAGCUUCAGGAUGCCAACUGGCGCCAGGAUCAUGUGAUCGGCUAUGAAAAUGCAGCACAGCACCGCAACAAGAAGCUGACAGGCGGUCUAAUCCACUCACAGGCCUUACCCGUCCAUCACAUGGGGCCAUCUGGAGCGGAGAGCAUCAUGGGAAAAUGUCAGGUGUCUGAUGUUCGAGCCCUGCCCGCCCCCUCACCACCUGUCUCCGAAGGAGAGGAAAAUGUGUGACGAGAGCAAAGGUGAACAAAAGUGAAGGUCUAGAAGACCAGGAAGUCCCAGUGUGUUCUUCCUGUGGUUCUUUGUAGCACUUUGAGCGCACUCGCGCAACAAAAGUGACGCAUCAGCACGCCCCAUAGCGAGCGUGUCCCUCCGAGCAUCCUCAGGAGACCACGCCCCCAGGCUGUGCGUGCGCGUGUGCGAGUUAAGACGCUGCUGCACACACACACGGCAUAAAUAGGACGUCUCUUUUGUCUUGAUUGCUGCUCAUCUGAACACGAGGGGAUCAAUGAACUUAAAAGGACAAAACAUCAUAUUUUCCCUGCUUGGCGUUUCUUGUGACAAAGUAUGAUGUGUGUGUGUGCAUGUGUGUGUGUGUGUGUGGACACCAAGUUAAAAAAGUGCCAACGCAUACAUAAAACCGGCAUGAGCGCUGACGCUGGUGUUCUCAUUGAGGUUCUGUCACAGAUGUUGUCGUAGCAGAUUAAGUUAAGUUGUGUUCCCGCCCAUAAAAACAUCUUUUCCUAAUCCCGGAACAACCAGGAAAAUAUCACAUAAAUGGAUUUUUAGCAGCAAAAUGUCACCAGUGGUCUUCAUUGCCACUGAGGCCAGUGUGUGUGUGUGUGUGUGUGUGUGUGCGCACUGGUUCAAAGACAUCAAACACACACUCUUGCAAUAAAAGGAAUGACUUAUGAGGA